AUGCUAGGAAUUGCUUCAUCUUGUACACAGUUGUUCGUUGAGUAACUGAGAAUGACCUCUCAGUUCAGCAAUUGGAAGAACUCAAUCAAUGCCAUGGACUCUCAAAGCCAAAAUACCUCUCUCCAGAAGCUUCAUAUUGUGGAGAAGAGAAUUAUUAGGGUAUUGGAGAUUGCUGGAGCUGUAAUGGAUGAACUAUCUAACUCAACUGGUCCAAGGAUGGAAAUGCUUAACACUCAUUGUCGUGAGUUCAUGCAGUUCAUCAAGGACAUCCAGAUGACUCUACGGGAGGAAAUCAGAAGUGCGUGCGAGUACCGUCCAUUUGAAAAGUGUGAUUACAGUUCAAGAAUCUCUAAUGAGAUCUGUUGCAAGAAGCUGGAAUACAUUAUUGAACAGUUGGACAGCAUGAAACAAUGUAUAUCUCAAUAUCACGAUGCAGAUACAAACAAUGGUAUUCAAGCUGUAGGAAACUAAUAGAAUCCCUUCUCUCUCUUUU
Messenger RNA from Telopea speciosissima, 493 nucleotides. RefSeq names its product mediator of RNA polymerase II transcription subunit 11-like. Gene Ontology annotation, biological process: regulation of transcription by RNA polymerase II. The transcript is spliced from 3 exons. NCBI's taxonomy places the organism in Eukaryota, Viridiplantae, Streptophyta, Magnoliopsida, Proteales, Proteaceae. Gene Ontology annotation, molecular function: transcription coregulator activity. The record is from RefSeq and is a predicted model, not a curated record. Gene Ontology annotation, cellular component: mediator complex. The coding region runs from base 52 to 471 and encodes 139 amino acids.